This is a messenger RNA of Epithele typhae, 2643 nucleotides long. Its product is annotated as Afadin and alpha-actinin-binding-domain-containing protein. The transcript is spliced from 6 exons. The record is from RefSeq and is a predicted model, not a curated record. Bases 1 to 2643 code for a protein of 880 amino acids. NCBI's taxonomy places the organism in Eukaryota, Fungi, Basidiomycota, Agaricomycetes, Polyporales, Epitheliaceae.
AUGCCUGCAGCGACGCCGAAGAAACUCGUUCAUUGGGCUUUCGACGCGUCCUUCCCUGAGCUGGGAUCCCCUUUCUCGGAAGCCCCGUCGACCGACUCGUACUGUUCGACCUCAAGUCUUCAGUAUGUCAACUCUCAGCUUCUAUCCCAUGGGUUCUUGCACGACGCGGGUCUGUCUUUGGAUGGUCUGGGGAAGGACGAUACAGAUCGGGUGGUGAAGUGUAUCCUUGGGAUGUUGAGUCAACGCGUCGAUGAUAUGUCGCGGACAGAAGACCUCACGACCAAGCUUCGCACCCUCUCUUAUGAUCAUGAACGUCUUACCUCUAUGUACAAGUCGGAGAACGAGAAGGCAGGGAACGCAGAACGAGAGAUGAACCUGCACAAGACUCGCAUGACUGCUGCCACCAAGUCCCUUCAGUCUUCCGAGAACGCCCAUAAGCACACUACCGCCGAGUUACAGCGCACCCGCACCAGUCUUCAAUCUCUACGUGGAACCCAUCAGACUGAGAUAAAGAAGCUCGAGAAGGAGAAAGAGCGUAUGAUCGAGCGAUGGGGCAAGCUAUCGGACAGCCAACUCAAGGCUAGCAGCCUGCGCUCAGGACUCAGCUGUGCUAAUCUCGAGGCCGCCGAGGCUUCCGACGUGCAAAUGCAUGGCCAGGGUACGGGUUUCCUGGACGUCGCUCUCGAGCAAGCAGAGGCAGCAAGGAAGGAGCUGCUGGAACAGAACAGGAGGCUCAGGGAUUUGCUGCUGUCGGCCGCGAAUGGGCUUCAGAACGUUUUACACGAAGUUUGUUCGGCCAGGCAAGUUGGUGCGGUUGAAGAGCCAUCUCUUAUCCUGUCAAGCUCGCUCUUUCCCGAAUCUCCGGUAGAGUCUGCCAGUGAAACUUUCAGCUCCCUGUUCAAGUCUUUGCGCGGCAGCCUUUCGCAAAAGACUGAACCGCCGCUAUGCAACUGCCCCCGGAAACAGAAGACAUCUGUUCAAAAUCCUUCUCGAGCAUCUGAGAGCGCGGAACUUGAGCGAUUACAGGGUGUCAUCGACAAAUUGCGUGAAGAGCUUGACAAUUCCCAGAAGCAGGCAGCCGCAUCUGCUGCUCAAACCCAAGAACUAUUCGACCGGUUCGCGGAAGAACAGCGACUGGCGGCGAGCAACGUAGCCGAGAUGAGCGUAGACCUCAUGACAUCCACGGUGUGCGAUGAGGAGAAGGCUCGACUGGAGGAGCGUUUCAAGCAGCUCGAGGAGGAGCGUCGGAAGUUCACCGAGGCUGCGAUACGAUUAGGCAAGGAGAAGGCAGCAAUAGAGGCGGAACGAUUGAAGCUGCUUGAAGAGAAGCGAGCAUGGGAGGUGGAGAUGAUGCUGGCAGAACUUCCGCCAACUCCAAUACCUACUGCGGGCUCCUCGUCGCAGCUGGCCGAGGUUCCUCCGUCAGUCACUUUGCGAACCCGCAGUCCACGGAAGUCACCUCGAAAGCUGAAGAGCAUUGCUGCGGGCGCACGUAAGUCGCGGGCAUCACGACGGUCUUCGGGACUUGGAGCAUUUGCCCCUACACCCAAAGCCAAGGUCAAAGCCAAGGUGUCGUCUUCCUACGAAACAGAAGUCCUCCCAUCCGCUGUCCCCGUAUCUUCUGCCCCACCAUCGCCCCGGCGCCCUCCUCCAGAGUUCAAGACCAGUAUGACGAUACCUGCCGCCCCUUCUCCAGCACAUCUUACCAGCGCAUUCGUGCUCCCUCCCCCUUCUCCCGCUGCCGCGCUUCCCUCGAUUUUCGCAGAGCCUUCUGUGUUCCCUCCAUUACCCCCAAUUCCGAAGCUCCAGAUUCCCCCAUUCACCAGCGUCGACGGCAGCAUGGAAGCCGACUCGGACCCAUCGCCUUCCGCCGGCGCCGCAUCAUCAUCGUCAUGGUCAUCAUCAUCCAGCAGUACCGCACCCUCCACGUCCUCUUCUGUCGCAAGUUCCUCAGCCCCUCCCGUACCCCACACCCCCGUCGCGCGACCUUUCCCUAUGGCGAAGCCAUUUGCACAACGCAUGACCCACGCCUACUCCCCGGUCAAGCCCAGUCCGCUCUCCCGCAUCCUCAUGCUCGGCGCGUCCCCCGACAGCCCUGAAGGCGACCGCCUCGGCGCGCUCGCGGAGACGAGCGAGUCCUCGUUCGAGAUGGACGUCGCGCUACCGCCGCCCGUGCGCAGCCUCGCCGAGGAACUCGGGGUGUCCGAGAGCAGCGACGACUACCCACUGCGCGAGACCCAGCCCGCGCCUCCCGCGACGAAGAAGGUGGCGCCAGCCCCCCCAGCGCCAGCGAACAAGGGCAAAGGCAAGGCGGCGCCUGCGCCCGCGCCUCCAGCGAAGCCUAACCCGCGCACGCGCGCGGGCGCGGCGCUCGAGAAGGAGAACGUGAAGCGCGUCAAGCUGUCUGCACCCGCGCCCGCUGUGGCCGCGGGCUCCGGGUCCACAGGAAGCACGAAGAGCUCAGGGUCCGCGGCGUCCUCCCGCGAGAAGCGUGGGACGGCGGCUCCGAAGCCACCCGCUGGUGGUGCUGGUGCGCGGACGCGCGCUGCGGCUCAGGGGAGGACGGCGGCUCCGAAGGGCGGGGCGCGGAGGGUGCCCGCGGGGAGCGCGCAGGCGGCGAAUGUGCCGUCGUGGAAGGGCUGA